AUGCCCGGCGUUGGUGGGAACUUCUACAACAACAACGCCAACAAUGGCCUGCGCAAUUCUCUCCCGGUGUCCAGAAAUGGCCCCAGCCCCAGCGCGGGGAACCAGCAGCAACAGCCGACCAACAACACCGGCAGUUUCUACCCCACGCCCCAGCCACAGCCGCAGCCGCAACCCGGUUCUUACAUGUAUCAGGAUUCGACCCUGAGCCAGAGCCCCUUCACCACCCAAUCCCCCGUCUCGCCCACCUUCAAUCUCAAGACCAGCACCAAUGGUCGCAAUCCGAGCUUAUCGUCCGCCGUCAACCAGCAGCCCACGCCCAGCACGGCGAUCUCGGGCGAUACCAGCAAUCCCCAGAAUCCUUUUGCGGGUCCCUUUUUCGAUCCCAGUGACCCCGCCCUCUUCAACUUCGAUCUAUCAAGCAUGAAUUUCGAGAACCGCUAUGGCGCGUUGGAGUUUGGCAUGCUCGGUCACAUGGCCACCGGCGCAGGCGACUCACCCAGCGACUCGGCGACGCAGCGAGGGUCGAUCGGCCGCAGUGGGUCUGCGCAGUUCUCCACGCCAGCUCCUGGGUUUGGAGAAAGUCCGGGGAAUCAGCAGCCGUUCAUGUUUGGGGAUCCAUUACUGAACGAGUGGCCGACCGGACAGGCCCCGGGUCAGCCGCAUGUGAACGUCGGCGGGGUGUAUGGUCAAAAUGGCAUGUUGCCCGGCCAUAUGAAAGCAGAUCCUCCACAUGCGUUUGCGAUCGAGAGCGGUCCUGCAAGCUUCGCAAGCCCGGGCGCAGCAACCAGUCCGCAUGUGACGACAUCCGGCUUCGAGGAUCCCUCGUUCAACAGCGUGACCAAGUCGAACAGCCUAGCGCCGAAUGGUCAGCGUCCGUUGAUAACGACGCCGAGCUUGAAGCACCAGACGCUGCAGAUUGGACCAAAGCGACGCCAUCGGAACCCGUCUUCGAUCUACGAGAGCGUCAAGGAGCCUUAUGCGUAUACGAGUGGAUUCCACAAUCUCACGGCGUUCAUCCAACGACGAUUCUCCCCGCAAAAGACCGUCCGCAUCGCCAAGGCCCUGGCCUCAAUUCGACCGUCCUUCAUCGCGACAACGAAGACCCUCAAUCGAGACGACCUGAUCUUUAUGGAAAAAUGCUUCCAGCGCACACUAUGGGAAUACGAAGAUUUCAUCAACGCCUGUGGCACACCCACAAUCGUCUGUCGACGCACAGGCGAAAUCGCAGCCGUCGGCAAAGAAUUCAGCAUCCUAACCGGCUGGAAAAAAGACGUGCUACUAGGCAACGAAGCAAACCUCAACGUCAACACGGGCGGAACCUCAGCCCCCGCCUCCGGCACCACCUCCCGUGGCAGUUUCACGCCGCGCAGCUCCGUGCUCGAGAAUAACCCCGGCGGGCGGCCGCAGCCUGUUUUUCUCGCAGAGUUGCUGGACGAUGACAGCGUCGUUGAGUUUUAUGAGGACUUUGCGCGGUUGGCGUUUGGUGAUUCGCGCGGUAGCGUGAUGACGCGCUGUAAGUUGUUGAAGUAUAAGACGAAGGAUGAUAUGGAGGCUGCGCAGUCGGAUGAUGGAAAGUGGAAUACUCAUUUGAGGAAGGGGGUAUUGCUGGUGAGGCGGGGAUGA
Penicillium argentinense is the source of this 1623-nucleotide messenger RNA. RefSeq lists its product as uncharacterized. The transcript has a single exon. The coding region runs from base 1 to 1623 and encodes 540 amino acids. Gene Ontology annotation, cellular component: nucleus. Gene Ontology annotation, biological process: cellular response to starvation. The record is from RefSeq and is a predicted model, not a curated record. Gene Ontology annotation, molecular function: RNA polymerase II transcription regulatory region sequence-specific DNA binding; DNA-binding transcription factor activity. NCBI's taxonomy places the organism in Eukaryota, Fungi, Ascomycota, Eurotiomycetes, Eurotiales, Aspergillaceae.